GCGCAACAUGGCUGCGGCCGCCUCGGCCUCUCAGGACGAGCUCAAAGAAUAGAUUCUUUAUACAAUUGCAUAUGUACGUGUGGAUGAACAAAUUCCAUUGGUGGUCCAGAGGAUUUUGGUCAAGGCUGGAUAAACCAUGUCUCGCAUUGACUGUAGAGAUCAGCUUGAGAGGGUCUUCUUACGACUUGGCCAUGCAGAAACAGAUGAGCAAUUACAGAGUAUUAUUUCAAAAUUCCUCCCUCCUGUUCUGCUCAAGUUAUCUAGUACUCAGGAAGGAGUACGCAAAAAGGUCAUGGAGCUGUUGGUUCACCUGAAUAAGCGGAUAAAAAGCCGUCCAAAAAUACAGCUUCCAGUCGAGACUCUCCUGGUUCAGUACCAGGAUCCUGCCGCAGUUUCCUUUGUCACGAAUUUUACUAUAAUUUAUGUUAAGAUGGGCUAUCCUCGUUUACCGGUGGAAAAACAAUGUGAACUAGCCCCUACGCUUCUUACUGCAAUGGAGGGAAAGCCUCAGCCCCAGCAGGAUAGCCUAAUGCAUCUUCUAAUACCAACCCUUUUUCACAUGAAAUACCCUGUUGAACCAUCAAAAGCAGCUACUCCAUUUAAUCUUGCUGAGAAACCAAAGACUGUACAGCUGCUUUUGGACUUCAUGUUAGAUGUCCUUCUGAUGCCUUAUGGUUAUGUGUUGAAUGAAUCCCAGACUCGCCAAAACACGCCCUCAACGCAAGGCUCUGCUUCUACUAGUGCUGUGGGGAUCCCUCAGCCUCCUCCGGGGAUGAGCCUUUAUGCGGCGAAGCGGGUUAUUGGAGAUAGUCCGUGGACACCGGAACAGCUGGAGCAGUGCAAAUUGGGCAUAGUGAAAUUUAUAGAAGCCGAGCAGGUGCCCGAACUCGAAGCUGUCAUACACCUAGUGAUCGCCUCCAGUGAUACGCGACACAGCGUGGCCACGGCUGCCGACCUGGAGCUGAAGAGCAAACAGAGCGUGAUCGACUGGAAUAAUCCUGCAAUCAUUAACAAGAUGUACAAAGUGUACCUUGGGGAUAUACCACUAAAGACUAAGGAGGGAGCUAUUCUGAAACCAGAACUGAAACGGGAUCCAGUCAGCACCCGGGUUAAAUUAAAGAUUGUUCCUCAUCUUCUGCGUUCUAGACAAGCGGCAGAAACCUUUCCGGCUAACAUUCAGGUGGUGUACGACGGACUCUUUGGUGUAAAUACAAAUGCAAAAUUGAGAACACUCUCCUUGCAGUUUGUGCACCACAUCUGUAUAGUAUGUCCAGAAGUUAAGAUUAAGCCACUCGGGCCAAUGCUUUUAAAUGGCCUCACAAAGCUGAUUAAUGAAUAUAAAGAGGACCCUAAACUACUGUCGAUGGCAUAUUCUGCUGUUGGAAAGCUUUCCAGCCGAAUGCCUCAUUUGUUUACCAAGGACAUAGCUCUUGUACAGCAGUUUUUUGAUGCUUUAUGUAAGGAAGAGCCCGACACUCGACUAGCUAUUCAGGAAGCCUUGUCUAUGAUGGUCGGUGCUUAUAGUUCUUUGGAAGGAGCACAGCGAACUUUAAUGGAGGCUCUGGUGGCUUCCAAGUUAAUAAAGCCCGAAGUCCAAGUUCGCCAGGUGGCUGUGAAGUUUGCCAGCACGGUGUUUCCCCCUGAUCACAUACCUUCCAGAUACUUGCUCUUACUAGCUGCAGGAGACCCACGCGAAGAAGUUCACGGAGAAGCACAGCGUGUACUGAGAACGCUUCCCGGAAAAAACGAAAAGGAGAGUGCCUCUAAGCAGAUGCCCUCCUUCCCAGAAAUGGUGCAAUAUAUCCAAGAGAAGGCUUCUCAUCGGAUGAAAACUCCUGCUAAAUAUAUGACCGGAACUGCAGUUCUUCCAUUCAAUCCAGCUACGUUUGGAGAGAUAGUCCUGUACUUGCGAAUGUGUCUCGCUCACAGCGCGGGAGUAAUUCCCACAUCCCAGAGCCUGCAAGAUAUGCAAGAUAAUGCCCCGGCUAUCGGACGUUACAUUCGAAACUUAAUGUCUGUCAACCUCAUAACGUCGACUUCCACCUCUUCCGCUAAGGGCGGGGAAACCAACCCAGUACAGAUUUACAUCGCCUUACUGCAACAGCUGUUGGCCGGCGUGGGAGGUUUGCCUGUCAUGUACUGCCUUUUGGAGGCUGUUUCGGUCUAUCCGGAAAAACUAGCUAUCAAAUUCAUCGAUAAAACAGAUUGGAUAAAGGGCCUGAUGAACACCAACAAGGAAGAGAUGCGUGAACUGGCAGCCUUGUUUUAUUCUGUGAUAGUAUCUACGAUGUCCGGAAACGAAUUGAAGUCCACCAUACAGAACCUUAUAAAGUCUACAAAGGACAAUCAUAGCCUGGAGAUACAGCAUGGAUCUCUGCUAGCUUUGGGAUUCACAGUGGGACGAUAUUUGGCAAAAAAGAAAACCAGAAUGGUGGAGCCCCAAAAUGUAGAAGAGGCGAAUGCUGCUUUUCUGCCCGACCAAGAACAGCUCAUCCAGAGUACCACAGAAACAAUAGGUUCAUUUUUGGAUAGUUCUACUCCUCUCCUGGUAGUUGCUGCCUGUACAGCCCUUGGUGAAAUUGGGCGGAACGGCCCUCUUCCAAUCCCCGACGAAGGCUCCGGUUUUACCAAACUGCACCUUGUGGAAAGUUUACUGACCAGAAUCCCCUCUAGCAAGGAAACAAAUAAGAUGAAAGAACGAGCCAUUCAGACCCUGGGUUACUUUCCAGUUGGAGAUGGAGAUUUUCCCCAUCAGAAGCUCCUUUUACAAGGACUGAUGGAUUCAGUGGAGGCAAAGCAAUUAGAACUCCAGUUCACGGUUGGCGAAGCCCUAACGAAUGCCGCGAUAGGAACCAGUUCAGUGGCAGCCCGAGAUGCCUGGCUGGUGACUGAAGAAGAGUAUACUCCUACCGAAUCGAAAGUAAAUGAUGUGGUACCGUGGGUUUUGGACAUCAUUUUAAAUAAGUACAUCAUCAGCCCCAACCCGCAUGUGAGACAGGCUGCUUGCAUCUGGCUCCUUUCUCUGGUGAAGAAGCUGAGUUCCCAUAAAGAGAUCAAGUCUCAUCUUAAGGAGAUUCAAGGAGCAUUUGUUUCUAUUCUGUCCGAUAACGAUGAACUUAGUCAAGAUGUUGCCUCAAAAGGCCUUGGAUUGGUAUACGAACUAGGUAAUGAACAAGAUCAACAGGAACUGGUGUCCACCCUCGUGGAAACACUUAUGACUGGAAAAAGAGCCAAGCAUGAAGUUUCUGGAGAGACUGUGGUCUUUCAGGGAGUAUCCCUUGGCAAAACACCAGAUGGCCAAGGACUCUCAACUUACAAGGAGCUGUGUUCCCUGGCAAGUGAUCUCAGUCAGCCAGACUUGGUCUACAAAUUCAUGAACCUGGCCAACCAUCAUGCCAUGUGGAAUUCUCGGAAGGGGGCAGCUUUUGGUUUUAAUGUGAUUGCUACCAAAGCCGGAGAACAGCUGGCCCCGUUUCUGCCUCAGUUGAUUCCUCGCCUUUACCGCUAUCAAUUUGAUCCCAAUCUCAGCAUCCGGCAAGCAAUGACCAGCAUUUGGAAUGCGCUGGUCACUGAUAAAUCUGCGGUGGACAAAUAUCUGAAAGAGAUUCUUCAAGACCUACUUAAUAACCUGACUAGCAACAUGUGGAGGAUUCGGGAGUCAAGCUGUUUAGCUUUGAAUGAUUUACUGAGGGGAAGACCGAUAGAUGACAUUAUCGACAAACUUCCGGAAAUAUGGGAAACCCUCUUCAGAGUGCAAGAUGAUAUUAAGGAAUCUGUACGAAAAGCGGCAGAAUUAGCACUGAAAACUUUAAGCAAGGUGUGUGUGAAAAUGUGCGACCCCUCCAAAGGAGCAGUUGGCCAGAAAACCAUUGCCGUCCUCCUUCCUUGCCUUCUGGACAAAGGAAUGAUGAGCACUGUGGCUGAAGUUCGGGCUCUCAGCAUCAAUACCCUUGUGAAGAUCAGCAAAAGUGCCGGAGCAAUGUUGAAGCCGCAUGCGCCGAAACUGAUUCCAGCUUUAUUGGAAUCACUGAGUGUCCUAGAGCCCCAGGUUCUCAAUUACCUGAGCCUCCGGGCAACAGACCAGGAAAAGACUGCAAUGGAUAGUGCUCGGCUCAGUGCUGCUAAAUCAUCUCCCAUGAUGGAAACAAUUAACAUGUGUCUGCAAUAUCUAGAUGUGUCUGUCCUGGGUGAGCUGGUUCCUAGAUUAUGUGAACUGAUCAAGAGUGGAGUAGGUCUUGGAACUAAGGGAGGAUGUGCUAGUGUAAUUGUGUCACUAACCACUCAGUGUCCCCAGGAUUUAACACCAUAUUCAGGUAAACUCAUGAGUGCUCUGCUCAGUGGACUGACCGACAGGAACAGUGUGGUGCAAAAAUCCUUUGCAUUUGCUCUGGGACACUUAGUGAGGACCUCCCGAGACAGUAGCGUCGAGAAACUGCUGCAGAAGCUUAAUAACUGGUACAUGGAGAAGGAAGAACAAAUCUAUAGGACAUCUUGUGCUCUGACCGUCCAUGCCAUUGGGCGCUACAGUCCUGAUGUCCUGAAGAACCAUGCCAAUGAAGUCUUGCCCUUGGCCUUCCUGGGCAUGCACGAGAUUUCCGACGAGGAGAAAGGAGAGAAAGAUGAUUCCGGUUUAUGGACGGAAGUUUGGCAGGAAAACGUACCUGGUACUUUUGGUGGUAUUAGGUUGUACAUGCAGGAAUUGAUUUCCAUUACCCAGAGGGCCCUGCAGUCUCCAUCUUGGAAAAUGAAGGCCCAGGGAGCAGCUGCCAUGGCGUCUAUUGCCAAACAGACCAGUUCCUUGGUACCUCCGUAUCUAGGAAUGAUACUGGCUGCUCUGCUGCAGGGCCUGGCUGGAAGAACGUGGACGGGAAAGGAAGAACUGUUGAAAGCCAUCGCUUGUGUCGUGUCAGCCUGCAGUGCCGAACUGGAAAAGUCGGUGCCUGAUCAACCCAGCGUAAAUGAGAUCGUCCAGUCUGUGCUGAAAGAGUGUCGCAAAGAAAACGUCAAGUACAAAAUAGUAGCCAUCAACUGUAUGGCCGAUAUCCUGAAGGUGACGAAAGAAGAUAGAUUUCAAGAGUUGGCGGACAUCGUCUUCCCGAUCAUUAAAAAGCAUUCGCUAGAGAGCACCGGAACCCGUCCGUCGAAGAAGGAGGAGGAUGAAGGUGAAAAAGAAAAGGAGCUGCACACGGAAUCUCUGCUGUGUGCUUUCGAGAGUGUCGGGAAAGCCUGGCCCAGGACCGGUGACACCCAGCGCUGCUAUCAUCAGGAGCUGUGUAAGAUGAUGUGUGAACGGCUGAAACUCAGCACGUGGAAAAUUCAGCUGGGAGUGCUGCAGUCCAUGAACUCCUAUUUCCAAGGGUUAAUGCUCUUUGAGAAGGAAUACGCAGAUCCCAGGAUGUUGACUGAAAUACUGUUGGAGACUUGUUCAUCCAUCACGUAUUCUUUAGAGAACAAAAACUACACCUCCAUCCGAACGGAAGCUUUGGCUGUGGUAGAACUAGUGCUCAAAAAACUCAAAGAGUCUGAGCAGUGGGAAUGUUUGCCAGCUGAAAGCAGGAGUCUCCUCAUCGGCUCGUUAGCUACCAUGGAGACAGACAGCAGACCCGAGCUGCGGGAGAAAGCGGCGGCGUUGAAGAAGACACUUGAGAAUCCGAAAUGAAUCGGGGCAGAAAAAAAAGGAAAAAAAAAGAAACCAAUAACCAAGUGCCAUGUAAAACAAAACAAAAGGCGGUGUACUCUGAAAACCAAGUGGGGAAAAUGAAGAUUAAUCUGUAGCAUGCAUCAUUCCUUGGUCAAAAUAAAAUUAAAAAUGCCUUAAA
Messenger RNA from Ornithorhynchus anatinus (platypus), 5819 nucleotides. It is a transcript of the gene ECPAS, whose product is annotated as Ecm29 proteasome adaptor and scaffold. NCBI's taxonomy places the organism in Eukaryota, Metazoa, Chordata, Mammalia, Monotremata, Ornithorhynchidae. Gene Ontology annotation, biological process: proteasome assembly. Gene Ontology annotation, cellular component: cytoplasm; nucleus. The record is from RefSeq and is a predicted model, not a curated record. The transcript has 50 exons. Gene Ontology annotation, molecular function: molecular adaptor activity. The coding region runs from base 137 to 5659 and encodes 1840 amino acids.